AUGCUGUCAAUAGCACAACGCAAUAUCUACGCAGCCCCUGAAGCCAUCUCAAGAAUCGACUUAGGAGCUUUUAAGAAAUCUGCGAAAAGAAAUCGCUCUGCAAGCCCAACCACUACAGCAUCGGGCUUACUUUGGGGCCUCGCUCCUCUGAUCGGCACAGUGAUAACUGAAACUCUCCGAACUCUGAGUCAGCUUUGGACUGGACCGGUCAUGCACAUGGUUGCCACCUCGUGA
Molecule: messenger RNA, 234 nt
Organism: Magnusiomyces paraingens
Lineage: Eukaryota; Fungi; Ascomycota; Dipodascomycetes; Dipodascales; Dipodascaceae
Exons: 1
Coding region: 1-234 (77 amino acids)
Source: RefSeq, a predicted model, not a curated record